AUGAACAUUUUUGCUGAAGCAGUUGCCAACGGGGAUGCUGUUAAAGUUAAACCCGAUCAACAACGCAUUAUCAAUUUCAUCGAGAGAGACACAAGUCUAUGCAUCGGCACUUCCGAUCUCACCGGUUGUACCGUGAUUGCCAUCGUUUCCGAUCGGGCAGCCAUUGUCGGCCAUAUCAAUAAACACCCAGCUCGGAACGGCAAGGACUUGAAUGAGCUUCAAGCUGCGGCCCGUAUCUAUGAGAAAAGAGUCAAUAAUGUGCUGGAUCUAUUUCUCGAAAAUGAAAAGUUCUUCCCAAUUAGGGAUUCACAAACGAAAAUCAUCAUUGCUAUAUAUGAAGGCAAACAAUCCGCUCCUUUUCUAAGGGACAUGAUCGACAAUUGCCUGGAGACCACGGUUUUGGAAUAUGCAAACAUCGCUUAUAUUCAGCCAGGUUCCGGCCACUACGGUGAUAACAUCGAGAAGGUAUUUUUCGUGGACGGACGUGGCGAAAAGCCAAUUGUAUUCGUCGAAGAAAGAGAGGUCCGUCUCUAG
Messenger RNA from Xylona heveae TC161, 534 nucleotides. RefSeq lists its product as hypothetical. The transcript has a single exon. The record is from RefSeq and is a predicted model, not a curated record. Lineage: Eukaryota; Fungi; Ascomycota; Xylonomycetes; Xylonales; Xylonaceae. Bases 1 to 534 code for a protein of 177 amino acids.